This is a messenger RNA of Hibiscus syriacus, 2312 nucleotides long. RefSeq names its product serine/threonine-protein kinase Nek6-like. Gene Ontology annotation, molecular function: protein kinase activity; ATP binding. Bases 180 to 2114 code for a protein of 644 amino acids. The record is from RefSeq and is a predicted model, not a curated record. NCBI's taxonomy places the organism in Eukaryota, Viridiplantae, Streptophyta, Magnoliopsida, Malvales, Malvaceae. Gene Ontology annotation, biological process: protein phosphorylation. The transcript is spliced from 14 exons.
GUCCAUCCACUUCUCUCUCUCUCUCUCUCUCCUCCCUUAUAUUCCACACUGAUAUCAUCAUUGUCAAUUUUAGCUUUACUCAACUUUCUGUGUUUCUUUUUCACCUAUAAGAUCGUAACAUUUUUCCAAGAGCUUCAAUAAUAUCAAAGGUUUGAGCUUUUUCAAUAAUUUUGGUCUCAAUGGAGAGUGAUAAUGGCGAUGGCAAGUCCAAAACGGACUAUGAAGUUAUAGAACAGAUUGGAAGAGGAGCUUUUGGAGCUGCUUUUCUUGUUCUCCAUAAACUUGAGAAAAAGAAGUAUGUGUUGAAGAAGAUCCGCCUGGCCAAGCAAACAGAGAAGUUUAAGCGUACAGCUCACCAAGAGAUGGAGUUGAUUGCAAAACUAAAUAAUCCAUAUAUUGUCAAGUAUAAAGAUGCUUGGGUUGAUAAGGGAAAUAGCAUAUGCAUUGUAACCAGCUACUGUGAAGGAGGGGACAUGGCUGAGCUUAUUAAAAAGGCCCGAGGUAUGCACUUUCCUGAGGAGAAAAUCUGCAAAUGGAUGACUCAAUUACUGUUGGCCGUGGACUACCUGCACUCGAAUCGUGUUCUUCACAGGGAUCUGAAAUGUUCGAACAUAUUCCUUACGAAGGACAAUGACAUUCGGCUUGGUGACUUUGGACUUGCGAAAUUACUUAACACAGAAGACCUUGCUUCCUCGGUCGUUGGAACACCCAACUAUAUGUGUCCCGAGCUGCUGGCGGAUAUACCUUACGGAUAUAAAUCUGAUAUAUGGUCACUUGGUUGCUGUAUGUUUGAGAUUGCUGCACAUCAACCUGCAUUUCGAGCUCCAGAUAUGGCUGGACUCAUUAACAAGAUCAACAGAUCCUCCAUUUCUCCUCUCCCAAUUUUGUAUUCCUCCACUCUGAAACAAAUAAUCAAGAGUAUGCUAAGGAAGAAUCCUGAACACAGACCGACUGCUGCUGAACUAUUAAGGCACCCCCAUUUGCAGCCACAUAUCCUUCGCUGCAGAAUCCCAUCUCCGGUUUAUCUUCCCAUAAAGUCCAAAAACAGCCCUGAGGAGAAGAUGCCUAAAAUAUCGUUCUUCAGCAGAAAUGGCACCAGAAAGGAUGAGGCUGCUAAAGGUGUCGGGGUAUCAAAUGGACAAGAAAAUAUGCAUGCAUUUCAGAGAAUGGCUGGUGAUGUACAUGUAAGCAGUUCUAGUUGUGAGGAGCCAGCAUCCAGAGCGAGUACAGAAAACAACCUUGUAACUAAGAGGGUUGAUCCUACUAGCUGUACCGUUGAAAUAUCGAUCUCUACCAGUGAUUCCAAAGAACUGGCCACUGAUUCUGAAGUGAGUGUUAGCAACGGAGAAAAACCGGAUCAAAAGUAUGCUCUAGCGGAGUCGAUUUCAGAGAUGGCAUUCAAUUCUCAUAAUGAUGAUCAAGAAGAGCCUGCUUCUGAGCACACUCGAACCUUGCGAGAAGCUGAUACAGAGACUGUAAGCCAAAAAGACGAGGUGACUUUUUGUGACAUGCAUGUUCUUGAAGAGGCAGCAAAAGAUGUUCCUGACAUGCAGGUUGUUGGUAGAUUAGAGGAUUUGAGUAAACUAACUGUUUCCAGUAUAAGCUGUGAUGAUAAAAACGGGUUCCCUGAUGACGGAAGUUCAUCUACUAUUUAUGAAACCGAUGUAGGACGAAGAUGCUCUUCUAAUAAAACCAGUAAUCCUGAUGCCAAAACAGAAGGCAUCGACAUGAGUGACUUGUCAUCCGAAAGUAAUGCUGUACUUCCGAGUAAAGAUGAAGUAGGAGUGACAUCGGAGACUAAUACUUGUUCCGCUCCGGCAGAGAAAGACGGUGUCCGGCCAGUUCAAUUGACACCGAGUGACGUGUCAUUAUUGAGUAGAUUUACAGCCUUGAGUAGUGAUGAAAUUAAGACGGCAUGGGAGAAUCCAAGUUUGGAAAGAGCCGAAGCAUUGGAAUCUCUGCUUGAGCUAUGUGCUAGGCUUCUUAAGCAAGACAAAAUUCAUGAGCUUGCCGGCGUGCUACGACCAUUCGGGGAUGAAGUCGCCUCGUCUAGAGAAACGGCGAUUUGGUUAACGAAGAGCCUAAUGACUACCAAAAAAAUCAAAGGACCCUAAUAAAGAUGAUGGAGUUGGCAUUAAUUUAUUCAUUAUUGUGAGAAUGUGUUUGUGUUUCAUUUUUCUUUACAAAAUGUGUUGAUAUGAAGUGUUUUUGAGUGGUUUGCUUGCAUGAACAGAAGAAACACAGGAAACAAACAUAUGUUGCGGAUUGUUGACUAACGGUUUUGAUGAAAAUAAUUCUCGGUGUUCCAAAUC